AUGGAUUCGAGUGAAAACCCGAAACGUCAGGACAAUAAGUUUAUUGUACCACGAAUCGAAUAUUCCUCCUCUUCUUAUGCCAGGGACUCCUUUCCUGUCAAUCUCAAUCACGUAACCUGGAAUUUUAAAUUCUGCCUCACUAAUCUCUGCAUUGUCGGCGAGUCCUUCUCGGAAAAGUCCUUUGACGACUGGGUAGAUUAUUGGACCCUCAUAUUUCCGAAAGUUACUCCAGAAGCUAUUGUUGAUUAUGCUAAAAAAUAUCACGGAAGUAAAGAGGAACGUGAUGAUCUUAUUGAGCUUUAUAAUAAGCACCAAGGUGACAUGGAUGCCAUAAUGGACUCAAUGAUCCUGGCUGAGGCUGAUGAUGAAGAUAGAAUUCGAAAAUUGAUCGAAGAUCUCCUGGCCGAAAAAGUGCUGGAACCGUUAGAUGCCUUUGUCAAUGAGCCACCCAAGAAAAGGGCAAACCGCCUAAAGCGUGCCCUUAAGGAGGCAAAUGAUUGUUCAGAGGAAAAGAAAAAAACACGAAAGGAAGGUGCUUCGACAGAUUCUCUAGUCUUAGCUUUACAAGCAAACCAGAAGAGACGUCUUGCUGAAUCGGAAAAUUUGCUUGACAAAUUAACGGAGAAGUACUGCAAGCCACAGGCCAAACGGAAAACCCCCAGGAAGUAA
Dibothriocephalus latus is the source of this 669-nucleotide messenger RNA. Lineage: Eukaryota; Metazoa; Platyhelminthes; Cestoda; Diphyllobothriidea; Diphyllobothriidae. The record is from the annotation of a GenBank genome assembly.